CCUCUGCUCUCAUUCGCUGAGCGCUCAUCUGUCUGCACCGGACCCCCUCCCGUCUCCUCUGGCUGGACUCACUCACACGUGUGAACCGCUGCAGAGCUGAGGCUACACGUCAGGGUGAAACUUGUUCCGCCUCGUAUACUUUCCCUGAACUAAGUGAGUUCCAAUACUACGUCGGCUGCUCCAAAUUCUAUCGUCGGGACCUUGAAAGCCGGAGGGGGAAAGCGGUGUAGACUUCCACACCACCACCGCAGCACUAACCCAAGCAGAGAGACAGGACUUUAACAGGAAAACCUGACCCCGUCCCGGGACCCCCACACGGAUUAUCACAACCUGGAACUUUGUAAACCAUGCAUUUACUCGGAGUAUCGGUGGUGCUCGUAUACUUGAUCUGCAGCAGCCUCGCCAGUGACGAGUUCAGCCAGACAGACUACUAUGAUGACUACUACGAGCAGGAGCAGGGAGACGAGCCGGACGCCCCCCCGGAGUCCGACAUGGAGCAGAGGCUGCGCUCGGCUUCCAGUGUGGACGAGCUCAUGAACCUGGUCUACCCCUCCUACUGGUCCGCACUCAAGUGCCGCUCUAAGCUGUCGACGGCGGCCGGCGGAAUGGGGGGCAUGGGCUCCGGUGCCCAGGCCGCCUUCCGCCUGUCAGGGGCCCAUGGGGCCCCCACACGGCCCCUGGAGGAGCCCGGCUACGCGGCCGCCUUCUACAACAUGGACGUCAUGAAGAGCAUUGACGCGGAGUGGAGGAAGACCCAGUGCAUGCCCAGGGAGGUAUGUGUAGACGUGGGCCGAGAGUUCGGGGCUCCCACCAACGUCUUCUAUAAACCGCCCUGUGUGUCCGUCUACAGAUGUGGGGGCUGCUGCCAGUCUGAGGAUAAACAGUGCCGGAACAUCUCCACUGGCUUCCUCAGCAAAACGCUCUUUGAGAUCACGGUGCCCAACACCCAGGACACCAAGCCGGUGACCAUCAGCGUGGCCAACCACACCCGCUGCAACUGUCUGUCCAAACCCGACGUCUACAAACAGGUCCACAGCAUCAUCCGCAGAGCCCUGCCAGAGUGUCCCAUAGCCAAUAGGACGUGCCCGUUAAGCCAUGCCUGGAACAGCAGGCUUUGCCACUGUGUUGCUAAGACAACCACCUGGCAACAGAACCACCCUCCACCACCUCCUCCUCCACCUCUGAGGCCUGCCCCGCAGCACAUAGACAUAUUCGCAGCCGAUGUGUGCGGUCCAGACAAGGAGCUGGACGUGGAGAGCUGCCAGUGUGUGUGUCGCCACGGUGAUGGCGCCGCGGCCCCCUGCGCCCCCCACCAACACCUGGACCGCAACACGUGUCAGUGUGUGUGCAACGCCCGGCCCCCCUCGGCCUGCCCGGCACACCACGUGUUCGACAGGGAGAGCUGCCAGUGCGUUUGCGAGCGCGCCUGCCCCCGGCACCAGCCCCUCAACCGGGCACGCUGCUCCUGCGAGUGCAGUGAGUCGCCCAACAGGUGCUUCCUCAGAGGACGCCGCUUCCACCAGGCCACCUGCAGCUGCCACCGGCCCCCCUGUGAGCCCCGGAGGAGGAAGUGUGAGGAGGGCUACUCCUACAGCGAGGAGGUGUGUCGCUGCGUGCCCUCCCACUGGAGACGGCUGGACUGAGAGACCCCCAGACCCUCCCUAUACACCUGCUACUCUUCCUCUUUACCGCAGCCUAAUCAGGAACCCAAACCAUUUGCUUAGCCAAUCACACCUAAGCACCCCAGCCCCGCUCAGUCCAAAAACAGCAGAAAAUGAAAACGAAAAAGUAGGACUUUUUAGUUUUGUUGAGAUCCCUUUGAACAUGACUGUGUGUGCUGACGGAUCGGGAUGAUAGGGAGUUGGGGGAGUAACUUUGGAUGAGUGAAAGUCAGAAGGAGCAGGGUCCAUGUGGUGGUUUGGUGCGGGUCUUACUCUCACAGACAUUUGCGUGGGAGUGCCCCCCAGAGACCACCAGCAGGCCGGCGGACCCAUCGGGCCUUUUUAGAUUUGUUCAUAUUGUCUGAAUAUCAAAGUAUUGAAGUUUAAAAUAUUUCCAUUUUUUUUAUGAAUGCCGUAUUAUUCUUAAGUCAGAUAUUGAUUAUAUAAUUUAUUAAAAUUUCUUGUUUUCAACCUCUUUGUUUAGGUGCCAUUUUUAGCAUGACAAUACACUGUGAUCAAUAUGUUGGAACGUUUAAAGUAUAUGUUGUCAAAUAAACAAUACGUGUGUAUAUUGUUAAAUUA
Molecule: messenger RNA, 2243 nt
Organism: Gadus macrocephalus (Pacific cod)
Lineage: Eukaryota; Metazoa; Chordata; Actinopteri; Gadiformes; Gadidae
Gene: vegfc
Product: vascular endothelial growth factor c
Exons: 7
Coding region: 348-1643 (431 amino acids)
Biological process (GO): positive regulation of mast cell chemotaxis; response to hypoxia; sprouting angiogenesis
Cellular component (GO): membrane
Molecular function (GO): vascular endothelial growth factor receptor 3 binding; growth factor activity; chemoattractant activity
Source: RefSeq, a predicted model, not a curated record